GGGUGUUUUCAACAAGUCGCUAAACCUUGACUGUCAGAAAUACGCUUGGGGGAACAUAUGCUCCACCAGGAGGUUGUCCAGGUCCCGCAUCUACGGAGUAGUCCCAGGCUUCAGAGAACACUGAAUCCUCAGACGUUUCUUCCCGACUCAAGGAGCGACAGGCAUUUCUGACAAGUCAGCAGCGAUUGUCUACCGCGAUUCGACAUGACAUCUCAUAAGACAGCGAAUAAAAGACGGGAAAUGUUCAAGAGCAAGGGUAGCAACUGGAAAGAUGUCGUUCGAGCUCAAAAACUGCGCCGUUUAGAGGCAGCCCGCUCGAACAGAAUCGACAAAGCAAGGAAAUCGGUGAUGCAGAAUAUUCAGCUCGAAGAAGAUCUACAAUUAGAGCAAGAUCUGCUGGGGGAAGAGCUCGAGCAAGAGUACAACCACCUCUUCAAUGAGCCGGACGAAGUUGAGUGCCCGUGUCCGAUAUGCGGCCAGGAGCUCGGGUCGAUUGACGAAGUUCGGCCCGUCGAAUGCAAGACUUGUGAUUUCUACACGCGAGUGGGAUGGGAUGAGUUUCAACAAUUCAUGGGGAAAGCCCAUAGGCAACAUUUGGAUCGAGGUUGUGCCCAUCAAGCUGAAAUCAUCUCUCUGGACGGGGAUUUGUUCAUUGCUUGUGAAAUCUGUGAUCACCUGGAAGCCGUCUUAUGAUGCAGUCGCUUUUGAGACUCUUUGUGCCCAUGUCGAAUGUGAUAACAUUUUAGGAAGAUUUUACACAAUAAGGAGCUGUUCCUUCGUAUCGAUAUUCUUGACUCAGACAAUAAAAACUUGGUCCAUGGUAAA
Galendromus occidentalis (western predatory mite) is the source of this 825-nucleotide messenger RNA. RefSeq lists its product as uncharacterized. The transcript has 4 exons. Bases 205 to 693 code for a protein of 162 amino acids. The record is from RefSeq and is a predicted model, not a curated record. NCBI's taxonomy places the organism in Eukaryota, Metazoa, Arthropoda, Arachnida, Mesostigmata, Phytoseiidae.